AUGAAAUUAGGAUAUAAUGAAAUAAUGAUAACAUCAAUGUAUUUUGAUGAUAUUAAAGAUUUUAUUAAUUUAGAAAUAGGAAUUAAAAGAUUUCAAGGAAAUAUGGAACGAUUUCAUUUUAAUCCAAUUCCUUUAAAUGAACACUCAAGAAAGUUGUUUCCUAAUAUUGAAACAUUUCAUAUUUAUAAUGAAAAAGAUGAAGAAUUUGAUGACAGAAGAGUAUUUAAAUAUGUAAUAUGGUAUUUAGUAAGUUAUUCAGAAUAUUUAAAAAAGAAAGAAAAAUGGAGUGUAUAUAAAAAUAUUGAAUAUACAUAUGAAGAUAGAAAUAAAUAUGGAAAUACAAUACCAUCAGAAGUUAAAUCACUUGGAUAUAAAUGUUUUUAUAAUUGUGAUUCAUUAACAACAAUUAAUAUACCAUCAUCAAUUAAUAAAUUAGGAAAUUAUUGUUUUGAUGCAUGUAAAUCAUUGAAAUCAAUUACUAUAACAACAUCUGUUAGUGGAAUAGGAGAUUAUUGUUUUUCAGGAUGUUCAUCAUUAACAUCAAUGAAUAUAGAAAAUCUACAAUUUAUUAGUGAAGAUAGAAUAUUUAUGAAUGAACCAGUGUUAGUUAGUAUUGAAAUACCAGAUAAUAUACAAAUAAUCAAUGGAAAGAAUAUUUUCAAGAAAGAUAUUAAUAAAUUUAUUAUUCCAUCUUCAAUUACUAAAUUAGACAAUUAUUGUUUUAGAUAUUGUUCAACAUUAACAACAAUUAAUAUACCAUCAUCAAUUAGUAAAUUAGGAAGUGAAUGUUUUAGACAAUGUAAAUCAUUAAAAUCAAUUACUAUUCCAUCAUCAAUUAGUGAAUUAGGAAGUUGGUGUUUUUAUGGAUGUACAUCAUUAACAACAAUUAAUAUACCAUCAUCAAUUACAUCAUUUGUACGUGGAUGUUUUUAUAAAUGUGGAUGUGAAGAAGAAUUAAUGAAAAAUGAAAGAAUACCAAGAAAAUGUUUUGAAUGGUGGUGA
Messenger RNA from Entamoeba dispar SAW760, 1002 nucleotides. RefSeq lists its product as uncharacterized. The record is from RefSeq and is a predicted model, not a curated record. Lineage: Eukaryota; Evosea; Mastigamoebida; Endamoebidae. The transcript has a single exon. Bases 1 to 1002 code for a protein of 333 amino acids.